This is a messenger RNA of Sardina pilchardus (European sardine), 1247 nucleotides long. It is a transcript of the gene skp1, whose product is annotated as S-phase kinase-associated protein 1. The record is from RefSeq and is a predicted model, not a curated record. The coding region runs from base 128 to 619 and encodes 163 amino acids. Gene Ontology annotation, cellular component: cytoplasm; nucleus. NCBI's taxonomy places the organism in Eukaryota, Metazoa, Chordata, Actinopteri, Clupeiformes, Clupeidae. The transcript is spliced from 6 exons. Gene Ontology annotation, molecular function: cullin family protein binding. Gene Ontology annotation, biological process: SCF-dependent proteasomal ubiquitin-dependent protein catabolic process.
GGUCCUGACGUUGAUCUUUGAGUGCACGGCGCAAGCUCUGAAUAGUUGUUGUGGGCUUUGUUGCGAAAGUAAGCAGGACUUACCUGCCGUUGUUUUCGGAAAUUAUUCGCUGAGAGGCUAAAAUAAGAUGCCGACUAUAAAAUUACAGAGUUCGGAUGGCGAGCUGUUUGAGGUCGAUGUAGAAAUCGCAAAACAGUCAGUCACCAUCAAGACCAUGUUGGAAGAUUUGGGGAUGGACGAUGAAGGAGAUGAUGAUCCAGUGCCUUUACCAAAUGUGAAUGCAGCCAUACUCAAAAAGGUAAUCCAGUGGUGCACCCAUCACAAAGAUGACCCCCCUCCCCCGGAAGACGAUGAGAACAAGGAGAAGAGAACAGAUGACAUCCCUGUGUGGGACCAAGAAUUCCUCAAGGUUGACCAGGGCACACUCUUUGAACUUAUUCUGGCUGCAAACUACUUGGACAUCAAAGGGCUGUUAGAUGUCACCUGCAAGACGGUGGCCAACAUGAUCAAAGGCAAGACCCCGGAGGAGAUCCGCAAGACGUUCAAUAUCAAAAACGAUUUCACAGAGGAAGAGGAGGCACAGGUGCGCAAGGAGAACCAGUGGUGUGAGGAGAAAUGACGUGGACAUGAGCUACAGUACGCCCUGUGUGUGGACUCUGCUAGAUAACCAGCUGCACUGCACUGUUCAUAUUUAUGGAUAGCUGUCAUAUUAGACUGCUCGAGUGGCAGAUCUCCCCCUCUCCCCCCUCCCCCAAGUGUAGUCACAGCAUGCUCACUGACAUUGGCCGUGUGGUUCAGAUCAUGGAAAAAAAAAAAAGUUAAAAAAAUCAGCGGACUUUAAUAUUAUUCUUUGUAGGUGUGAGAGAUUGCUCUUAUAAACAACUGCAGCCACUCUUGCAGACCACCUCAUGUGUUUUGUGUUUCCCAUGAAACAGUAGGACAGCUUGAUGCAAUGUUUUUUAUAUAACACAGCCUUUUGUUUACUGAUUUUUAGGAAGUUUUAGGACAAAUGUUUUUUUGGGGGGGUUGGGAGGGGGGGCUCUGUGGGUUUGCUAAUGAAGCUUGAAUAUAAUUAAUUGAAAGACACUCUGUGAACUGGACGCACUUGUAUAAAAAUGUUGGGUGUUUCAGUUUUUGGAUUUUUAUUCUGCCUGUUACUGUUGUUUAUUGUAUUCGGUUGGGUCUGCCAAUUGACCAUGCAACCAACCACUGUAAUUGAAGGAAGGAAUAUAAAGUGAAGUACAGAA